Radiomyces spectabilis is the source of this 1378-nucleotide messenger RNA. Its product is annotated as kinase phosphorylation protein-domain-containing protein. NCBI's taxonomy places the organism in Eukaryota, Fungi, Mucoromycota, Mucoromycetes, Mucorales, Radiomycetaceae. The transcript has 6 exons. The coding region runs from base 113 to 1324 and encodes 403 amino acids. The record is from RefSeq and is a predicted model, not a curated record.
UUUGACUGCUUAUUUGUUCCACAGCUCGGAUGCCACUUUGUGAGAUUUUUGUGCGCCAGCAUUUUUGUCAUUUCAUUUUCGCGGAUUGUCUCCAGUUGUUGUUCUCUUCAUUAUGUUUCAUCCUUCUCGAGGAGGUGUGCGAGGUGGCGCUGAUCAGUUCAGCUGGGAAGAUGUCAAAGAAGAUAAAUACAGAGAAAACUACCUCGGCCAUUCGUUGAUGGCUCCCGUGGGUCGAUGGCAAAAAGGCAAGGAUUUGACUUGGUACGCCAAAAAUAAAACUGAUGAUACAAGGACAAAGGCCCAAGCGGAGGAAUUAGCCAGAAUAAAAGAAGCCGAAGCUGAAGCGAUGGCUAUUGCGCUCGGGGUGAAGAAGAAAAAGACGAUCGAAAGCAAUGUAACGCAGGAAGAACUUCGCCAUGCAUUGAAGAAAAAUGACUCGGACGAUGAACAGGGAGACAAUGCAAUUAACGAUGAGAAAGGUUUAGGCUAUGGAAGAACAUCGAACCGAAUAAUACCACCGGGCGGUCAUGCUGUAGAAGUGAUGAACGCUUCCAACAAUGUUUCAAAUGGUGACCUUGUCCCAUCCACCUCUGUUACCACAACCGACGAAACACGUUCCGCCAUUGUAGAAUCGAUUACUGUUGCGAAACGCAACGAGGAGAGCAGCAAGAGCAAGAAGAAGAAGAAAUCGAGCAAACACAAGCACAAAGGAGAGAAAAAACGACAUCGCCAUCACAGACAUCGUCAUUACAGUGACAGCGACGGCGAUGAGAGCGACAAGGAAGACAGUCGAAGCCGUCGUCACCGCCGUCGAAGCCCAUCCCUGGAACGACGUUCUACUUCCGAUCGUCGCUCUCACAGGUCUCAUGGUGGGGCAUCACGUUCUCGCUCCCCAAGAUCAGAUCGUCAUUCCAGAUCCGCUCAUCGGUCUUCCUCUUCUCGUUACCACCGACGUCGUUCUUCCAGCCGAUCGCUCUCUCCAGACCGUGACAGAUCUCCUCCAUCUAUCAGGAAACAUCGCCAUCGUAGUCCCGAAAGAUCUUCUUCCGUUGCCAGGCAACGUCGCACCACUCACCGCUCGCCAUCACCUCACGGACACAGAAAUGCACGCAGUCGGUCACCACGGUAUGGACGUGGUCGCGAUCGAUCACGUUCGCCAGUUCGCUCAAGUCAAAGACGAGAUGAAAGCGAUGUCGAACCCUCAAGAGAUUCUCGUUCAUCAUUCUCCACUGCGCGUAAUGCGAAUGGGCCCUCUAUAAAGAAUCCUCCUCGUGAAAGAUCUCUUUCUCCUUACAGCAAACGCGCAGCCAUGUCCCAAAAGUAGUUGCAUAAAAAUCCCAUCAUCAGAAUCGUGCUGAAUUUUUGUCUGUCUUGUCGA